UCCCACUCCUUGCUCCCAAGCGGAUUCCCCUCCUCCUUUUCCUUGCACAUGUUGCAGUGUGGAAACGCAAUCCCCACCCCCGGUGACACAAAAGCGAGCCUUGAAAUCGACUCGGAUUGCUGGAUCUUUUCUCCUCUGUUUUUUUUUUUUUGCUCCCCCCUCCCCCUUUCUUCCAGCCAUUACUUGCUGAACUCUCGGGAGAUCUUUAUCAGCCCGUCUGAUCGAUCUGGAGAGAAAUCUGCCUGCACAGAAGAGGCGGCGCGUGUGGGCAGGGGAGGAGAGCAAGAGGCUGGGCAAGGCGCCUCUUCCUCUGGAUCGCCCCCGAACCCUUGCGCAUCCACCAAAACCGGGGAAAGUCCUUGCAGGAAUUAUUUGUUGUUAUUAUUCCGCAGUGUCUUUCCCCAUCCCUUCUCGUUCCUUCCCUGGUUGGUUUCGCUGAAGGCUUCGCUCAGGAAGGCGAAGGAAAAAAGGAGCAAUCGUUUCAAAAAAAUGGUGCAUGACCGAGGCGAUUUUCUGCUGCUUUUUUGGACUGCAAAGUUGACGGCUGGAGAGGAGCGAGCGAUCAACCGGGCUGACUUUUACCUCCUGAGCUCUUGAACAGAAGCCUCGGCUUAUUUUGGCAUCCCCCUCCUUUUCCUCUGGAGGAGAUUGUAUGGGGAGGAUUGUUUGUUGCCUCUGAGUGCAGAACUGAGGGAGAGGGGGAGAUGAUGAGUUAAAAAAAAUCCCUCCCGUUUCCAAAAAAAAAAAGAAAAAAGGAAUUGCUCCCUGCUUUCCAGCUUUGGUGGAAAAGAAGUCCUCCUUUUGUUUGCAAAGUUUUCUUGGCUGGGAAAAGGGGGAGGGGGGUGACGGCGGAGGCGAGAGCCAUGGCGUCGGUUUUCACCAAUGGCCCCUGCCUGCAAAAUGAAGCCGAAGGGGUUCAUCUCUGCAGGAGCCUCGAAGUGGGCACCGUGAUGACUUUGUUUUACUCCAAGAAAUCCCAGAGGCCGGAGAGGAAGACCUUCCAGGUGAAGCUGGAAACCAGACAGAUCAUCUGGAGCAGAGGCUCGGACAAAAUCGAAGGAGCCAUUGAUAUUCGUGAAAUCCAAGAGAUUCGUCUUGGAAGAAACUCCCGAGAUUUUGACAGAUAUCAGGAGGAUCCUUCAUUUCGACCAGACCCGUCUCACUGUUUUGUCAUCCUUUAUGGCAUGGAAUUCAGACUUAAAACUCUCAGCCUUCAAGCCACAUCCGAAGAUGAAGUCAACAUGUGGAUCAAAGGGCUGAACUGGCUUGUGGCGGAUACCUUAAAGGCUCCCACCCCGCUGCAGAUUGAAAGAUGGCUUCGAAAGCAGUUCAACUCUGUCGAUCGCAACAGAGAGGACAGGAUUUCUGCAAAGGAUUUGAAAAACAUGCUUUCUCAAGUCAAUUACCGAGUCCCUAACAUGAGGUUUCUGAGGGAAAGGUUAACAGAUGUGGAACAAAGGAAUGGAGAUAUCACAUAUGGACAAUUUGCACAGUUAUACCAGAGCUUGAUGUUCAGCGCGCAAAAAGGGAUGACGGUACCAUUCUUAGAAAGCAGUAAUGAUAGACCUGAGCUCUGCCGAGUAUCCCUGGUGGGAUUCCAGACAUUUUUAUUAGAAUGCCAAAUGGAACUUUGGGCUACUGAUCUCCUUUUGGUGCAAGAGUUCAUGUUCAACUUCUUGAAGGACCCACUGCGGGAAAUUGAAGAGCCUUAUUUUACCCUGGAUGAGUUUCUCACCUUCCUGUUUUCCAAAGAGAAUAGCAUGUGGAACUCAGAACUCGAUGUUGUUCGUCCAGACGACAUGAACAAUCCCCUUUCCCACUACUGGAUUUCCUCCUCGCAUAACACGUACUUGACAGGAGAUCAGUUCUCCAGUGAAUCUUCAUUGGAAGCUUAUGCUCGUUGCCUGCGCAUGGGAUGCCGUUGCAUUGAACUUGAUUGUUGGGAUGGGCCGGACGGGAUGCCUGUGAUCUAUCAUGGGCACACGCUGACUACAAAGAUCAAGUUUUCUGACGUCUUGGCCACCAUCAAGGAACAUGCUUUUGUGACCUCUGACUAUCCUGUCAUCCUGUCCAUCGAAGAUCACUGCAGCAUUGCUCAACAGAGAAAUAUGGCCCAAAACUUCAAGAAGGUGUUUGGGGACAUGCUGUUGACUAAGCCAGUAGAUAACUCUGCAGAUGGGCUGCCCUCUCCAAACCAACUAAAGAGGAAGAUCCUGAUAAAGCACAAGAAACUGGCUGAGGGCAGCGCUUACGAAGAAGUGCCGACAUCCGCCAUGUAUUCAGAGAACGAUAUCAGCAACUCAAUAAAGAAUGGAAUCCUGUACCUGGAAGAUCCUAUAAAUCACGAUUGGAACCCCCAUUAUUUUGUCCUCACCAGCAGCAAAAUAUACUAUUCUGGAGAGAGAACCAGUGAUCUGGGAAAUGAGGAUGAGGAAGAGCAAAAGGAGGCAAGCAACAGCACUGAACUCCACUCCACUGAAAAGUGGUUCCACGGCAAGCUGGGAGCCGGGCGUGAUGGACGACACAUCGCAGAGAGGCUGCUGACAGAGUACUGCAUAGAGACAGGGGCUCCCGAUGGCUCUUUCCUGGUGCGGGAGAGCGAGACCUUUGUUGGCGACUACACCCUUUCUUUCUGGCGUAACAGGAAAGUGCAGCAUUGCCGGAUCCAUUCCCGGCAGGAUGCCGGCAGCCCCAAGUUCUUCCUCACUGACAAUCUGGUGUUCAACAGCCUCUAUGAGCUCAUCACCCACUACCAGGAAGUGCCGCUCAGAUGCAAUGAAUUCGAGAUGAGGCUGACGGAACCUGUGCCCCAAACUAAUGCACACGAGAGCAAGGAAUGGUACCAUGCUAAUCUCACCCGGCCUUUGGCAGAGCGCAUGCUGAUGAGGGUCCCACGAGAUGGAGCUUUCCUAGUGCGCAAGAGAAGUGAGCCUAACUCUUACGCCAUCUCCUUCAGGGCAGAAGGGAAGAUCAAGCACUGCCGAGUGCAGCAGGAGGGCCAAACGGUCGUCUUGGGUAACUCAGAAUUUGACAGCUUGGUGGAUUUGAUCAGUUACUAUGAGAAGAACCCGCUGUAUCGGAAGAUGAAAUUGAGGUAUCCAAUAAAUGAGGAAACCUUGGAGAAGAUUGGGACGGCGGAACCAGAUUACGGUGCUCUCUACGAAGGACGGAACCCUGGAUUCUAUGUGGAAGCAAACCCCAUGCCAACCUUCAAGUGUGCUGUUAAAGCCUUGUUUGAUUACAAGGCACAGCGGGAGGACGAACUCACUUUCACAAAAAAUGCUGUCAUCCAGAAUGUGGAGAAACAAGAAGGUGGAUGGUGGAGAGGAGAUUAUGGAGGCAAGAAGCAACUGUGGUUUCCAGCUAACUAUGUAGAAGAAAUAGCGAGUCCGACGGGACUGGAGCCAGAGAGAGAACAACAGCUAGAUGAGAACAGUCCUCUGGGAGACCUUCUUGGAGGUGUCCUGGAUGUACCAUCCUGUCAGAUUGCUAUCCGCCCCGAGGGAAAGAACAACCGCAUGUUUGUCUUCUCCAUCAGCAUGGCUUCCAUCUCACGGCGGUCCCUAGAUGUGGCUGCCGACUCGCACGAAGACCUGUUGGACUGGGUGAAGAAAAUCCGUGAGGCAGCGCAGACUGCUGAUGCCAGGCUCUCCGAAGGGAAGAUGAUGGAGAGGAGGAAGAAGAUCGCACUGGAGCUUUCCGAGCUUGUCAUCUACUGUCGCCCUGUUCCCUUUGACGAAGACAAGAUUGGGACAGACAGGGCCUGCUACAGAGACAUGUCCUCUUUCCCUGAAACAAAGGCAGAAAAAUAUGUCAACAAGAUCAAAGGCAAAAAGUUCCUCCAGUACAACCGUCUACAGCUUUCCCGCAUCUACCCCAAAGGACAACGCCUUGACUCCUCCAACUAUGACGCCCUGCCUAUGUGGAUCUGUGGCUGUCAGUUGGUGGCGCUCAACUUCCAAACGCCAGACAAGCCAAUGCAGAUGAAUCAGGCCCUGUUCAUGUCCAGUGGUCGGUGUGGCUUCAUGUUGCAGCCAGCUAACAUGCGGGACGACAACUUCGACCCCUUCGAUAAAAACACCUUGCGUGGGAUGGAGCCCCUUUCCAUCUCCAUUGAGAUCCUUGGGGCACGGCAUCUUCCUAAAAACGGAAGGGGGAUUGUUUGCCCCUUUGUAGAAGUUGAAGUGUCUGGAGCAGAGUAUGACAAUGCAAAGCAGAAGACGGAGAUGGUGGUUGACAACGGCUUGAACCCUGCUUGGUCCCUGAAAACCUUUCAGUUCCACAUCCAUAACCCUGAAUUUGCCUUCCUCCGCUUUGUGGUGUAUGAAGAAGACAUGUUCAGUGACCAGAACUUCUUAGCUCAAGCCACGUUCCUGGUUAAAGGCCUGAAGACAGGCUACCGAGCUGUGCCUUUGAAGAACAACUACAGCGAGGACCUGGAAUUGGCCUCCUUGUUGGUCAAAAUCGAUAUCUUGCCGGCCAAGCAGGAGAAUGGAGAAAUUAGCCCCUUUGGGGCUUCAGCCUUCCGAGAGAGGUCAGGCGACUCUGCAAAUCAGCUUGGGGCAAGCCGAGGCAGAGAAGGCUCCUUGGAGACUCACUAUCAACAGCCGUUUGAGGACUUCCAGCUGUCACAGGAGCAGUUAGCAGACCACUUUGAUAACCGAGAUCGAAGGGUACUGCGAAGGACCAGGGUGAAUGGGGAUAACCGCCUCUAGCCCAAUUCAGCCAGCUGUAAAGCACCCCCAGUGCUUAUGAUUCUCACGGAUUGCUGUGAACUGGUUUCUAUGGAAACGGCACUGCUUUGGCCUACUUUCAGGCAGCUUUUCCGGUUUCUCUUCUGAAGGGUGUUCAAGUGGUGAAUUUUUUUUUAAAAAAAGGAUCAAACCAUGAAACAAUGGUUAAGUGUCUUGACCGCAUCGUAAUGAAACAAACUUUAAAACAGACAUGCCUGUCUUGUUAACCCCUGGACGCAACUGCGUAUCGUCAAAUCCCUCCUUCCCCUCGACUACGACUACAAGAGAGGAGACUACCUCAGAGCUCCCCAAGUGUCCAGAUGUUUUUGUAACACAAAAUGCCUUUCUUCGUUGUGCAAAAGACUUUUAAAAAGAGCAUCCUUCAUAUCGUCAUCUCCAAGGCGAAAGGAACAUUCGUGUCUUCUGUUUUGUCAUACCGCACGUGCCCAGUGGGUUCAGCUAGCCCACUUUUUGUGACUACAUCCAGCAACGCAAGCUCCCUGAGGCUUCCUCUGCAAGAGCAAGGGGGGAAGAGUCAGUAUUAAGCAUGCAUCUUCUCUUGAUUAGAGGCCAUUUGGGGUUAGUAAUUUUAAGUGCAAAAAGAUUUGCGGGGGGCGGAGGGGGAGGGAGAGAGGCUGUAGGACCACUAGUUCCUCUCCAGCACCUCCUCCUUUUGAGUGAACUCAGCCAUGACCAUUGUGAAGCUGUGUUAUCUCAAAUACUGCAGUCCACUGUAUAGAUAUGACAACUGAGAUAUUUGUGGGGGGCGGGGGAGGGGAAUACAGGGUAGGGAAGGGAACACCUGAGCCAAAGCCAGCUCUGCAGGGAAUGGAGCUCUUGCCACUGAAGUCGACUUGCUUACUUUUCAAAGUUGAAUUUCAGCUCCCACUCUGGCAGCAAAACAAUAGCGCCGCUGGGUGCAGCCGGUUCAUCAGCAGCUGUGGACUGUCAAGGCCAGUACGCCUCAAGGUGGGCACUAUUGAUCUGCUCACAUUUCCAAGCCAACCCGCCUGCCCAGUCUGAGACGACUGUUAUGGCUGAUUUUGGGAAGAAGACAUUUACACGUGGCUAGACCACCUUGCCUCUUCUGAGUAAUCGUCUGCCAGCAGUUACGACAUGGGGCAUUUCUAUCCUGAUCCUGGGGGGACCAGCAGGAACAACUCGUGCAGUUUCUGAUUGGCACAGUGAUGCUACCCCAAGGCCAGAACUUAAUAUUUAUUUAGGCUGCCAAACGGGGGGGGGGGGGGGGUUCAUUCCAGUCUCCCAACAGUAAGCACCAAUGUACACUGCAGUAUUUACUAUAUGUGUUUGUCUGACUUUUAAGAGGACUUUGGUUCUGCCUAACUAUUAUGGAUUGUGAUCAGAUGGCUGUUUGGGGGAGGGGGAUAGAUCAGACAAACCAAUUAAAUUCACAAGUUAACUUGUA
Messenger RNA from Sphaerodactylus townsendi, 6159 nucleotides. It is a transcript of the gene PLCG1, whose product is annotated as phospholipase C gamma 1. Lineage: Eukaryota; Metazoa; Chordata; Lepidosauria; Squamata; Sphaerodactylidae. Gene Ontology annotation, biological process: phosphatidylinositol-mediated signaling; positive regulation of epithelial cell migration; phospholipid catabolic process. Bases 864 to 4715 code for a protein of 1283 amino acids. The record is from RefSeq and is a predicted model, not a curated record. Gene Ontology annotation, molecular function: phosphatidylinositol-4,5-bisphosphate phospholipase C activity; calcium ion binding; protein binding. The transcript is spliced from 32 exons.